Molecule: messenger RNA, 889 nt
Organism: Suillus subaureus
Lineage: Eukaryota; Fungi; Basidiomycota; Agaricomycetes; Boletales; Suillaceae
Exons: 15
Coding region: 55-627 (190 amino acids)
Source: RefSeq, a predicted model, not a curated record
CAGAAUUAGUGGCUCGUAAUUGUAUUGACAGUUGUCAACCAAAGUGUUCUGGACAUGUUCCACACGUUUUGUACCAGUGCUCUCUUUUGGCAGCUGCUAAUAAGUUGCCGUUACAACACUAGUAAUCAAUGUCUGAUUCUUCCAUGGGCAAUGUUUGCUGGUAUCUUCCUCAGUUCCACGAUUUCUGUCAUCGUCCAGUGUUUUUAUGCUUAUCGAGUUUGGAUCAUCAGUGACAAGAACCGGAAACUCACGGCUUUUGUCCUAGUGACUGCCCUGGGGCAAUACGGGCUCGGAAUUGCAACAAUGGUGACAACUGCUCGAUCGAAAAGCGCAGCUGUGUUUUUCACUUGUCCCUUUGAAAUCUCAUACGCUGUGGCGAGCGCGAUCUGCGAUGUUGUGAUAUCUGGAUCAUGCUUGUUCUAUCUUCGGCCGGGGCGCACUGGAGUCAAACGUCCGAGCAAUCACAUGCAACACCUUGUCGUUGUUUCAUUGCAGAUGGGAGUAUUCAUAUUUCUUGUAGCUAUUGUGUGGCUCCUACUGUACUUUGUACAGGAUGCACGUUACUGGACUGGUUUUUCUUCUGCUAUUCUGUGUAAAUCGAACGUCAACUCGAUGCUCGCAGUGUAAGUCACCUCUGUUCCACCACUUUGCUGACUUGUAUUACGUCCCGCAGCUUAAAUGCCCGAAAAUCAAUCCGAAAUCAGCUAAAAGAACACGUGCCCAUUGUUCCGACCAUACCCAUGAUUAUCGUUUCCGAGCCGUGAAUUGUAUUCGGUCUAGGGCUCCGUGAAGAACCAGAGAACUGGAGGUCGAUAUUAGGAUAUUCUAUGAUUUCAAAUAUUGUACAUAUCAUGUACCUGAUGCUUCGGAACCAGUCAUGUCAGAUUCA